Messenger RNA from Dioscorea cayenensis subsp. rotundata (Guinea yam), 1924 nucleotides. RefSeq lists its product as uncharacterized. Lineage: Eukaryota; Viridiplantae; Streptophyta; Magnoliopsida; Dioscoreales; Dioscoreaceae. The record is from RefSeq and is a predicted model, not a curated record.
UUUCCCUUUAACUAACCACCCACUUCCUCUCUCUCUCUUUCAGAGUCCCACACUGUGCCAUAGACGCUAGGGUUUUGUUUCUUUUUCCAUUCUCCUCCACGGAUUCCACUGCGACCCAGUUCGCUGGCACCGCGCAAAUGCCUCCCUCUUCUCUCUUUCGAUGUCCUUUAGCUGUUUAUAUGGAGAUUUUGCUUGGUCAUUGGUAGAUUGGGGUGUAUUUGCUUGCAUAGGGUUUGCAAAGGAGUAGCAAAGACGGGGUCGCUGUGUUGCGUGGCUGCCAGGCCGCAUGGGUCGAGCACUGGCAGUGGAGACUGGUCCAUGGCCCGGAGUGAGCCCUUCUGGCAGAACAACUCCAGCUUCUCCCCUCCGCUUUCGCGGAGAUGGGACCUCCGGUUUCGCUCUGAAUGUCGGUCUUUGGGGUCGCAUGGUGAUUCUUCGAAUAGUAAAGAGAGCAGGAACUGGUUGAGAGGUGAAAGAGGGGAAUUUGGACACAGCCACAGGUAUUCCCCGUCCGAUGGUGUUGGUUCCUAUGUCGGCAGCCCCUCGGAUAGUUUUUUUUACCACCAUUUGACUCCGUCCUCGGCCAUAGGUGUUAACCUUGACGAUGAUACUAGAGAGCAAGCAUCUGGUCCUCUAAGCUUCUCCCGUUUGCCAGAGGUAACUUCAGGAUUCUCACAAAGCAUAGGUUCCACAUCCUCUCGUUCAGAUGGCAGUGAAUAUGAGAACACACUGAAAGCUCAUGUUCCCUCCCGUCGUAGUUUCUCUAGUCGCUAUUCUUUUAUGUCAAAGCCAGUUCAUCCAGUUCCGUUCACAGACUGCACCGGUGAAGGUGAAGAAGCCACUGGUUCUACCCCAGCUACUUACUCGAAAAGCAGUCCUCCCUCUGAUUUUAAGUCGAUUCAAGCAUUUACUGAGCUCCAUUCCCCCGGGGAGUUUGAGUUUGGUGGCUCCUCCAGGAGAGGAACUGGUCAAUGGAGCAGUGCUAGCAGCAUUGAGCUUGCUGAUGUUUCUGAAACAUUGGAGGCUGAAUGCUCUAGUCUUUCAUAUAGCAACAUUUAUGAAGGAGCCAAGUGUUGCCUUUGUGAGAGGUUCCUCUCACAGAGGUCACCGUGGGGUUCUCGCCGAAUUGUUCGAAAUGGGGACAUGCCUGUUGUUAGUGUACUGUCAUGCUGGCAUGUUUUUCAUGCGGAAUGCUUGGAGCGGACCACAUCGAAAACUCAAAAACACGACCCUCCUUGCCCACUAUGUGAGAAAUCAGAGGAGAAUGUUUGGGAGCAGUGGGCUGCUUGCAGGUUAAAGAAUGGGGUCCCUCGAUUGAAGCCAUUAGGGGAGGAAGGACCCUCCUCGAAAGUUUGGACUUGUGGCCAAGUUGGAGAUUGUGUGGAGAGGGCUUUACAAACACCUAAAAGAGCUAAUAUGCUUUUACUUAAUCGGAAUCGGCUCAAGAGGCAACUAUCACUGAAGGGGAGUUCUGGAAAGGAUUGGGCCGAGAAUUCGAAGAAAAGUGGUUUUUAUUCAUCGAAGGUGCUUGAUGGACGGAAACUCGGAGAUCAGGUAACAGUUGCACACUCUAGGACUGCACCCUGUCGUCAUUCUUCGGAUAAAGUGACACCUUAAAUUGACAAAGUUACAGUUCAUGCUUCAUAUCUUCAUCGGUUCCAUUACCCGGGUUUUCUUCUGAUGUUGAAUUAGUGGAAAUAUCAGCUUUUUGGAUCAUCAACAUGAUGUUAAAGUUUGUAUUUUGAUGCUGGAAACCAUGUUGCCCAUGAAAUCCCUGUCUGAAGCCUGAAACUGUAAGCAAAUUUCUGCUGGUCUUAACUCCAUUUUCAUUGUUGUGCAAUUGAUCUCCGGUAAUUUGUGCUGACAUAAUUUACAUGUGGUUUUUAUUGUUAUCAUGAACAAGAUGUUUGUUGCUUUUGUUAUA